AUGCCCUUGCUGUCCAUGUCCCAGGCUCUGAACGAGGUGUGUGAUGAGAGCCCGAGUCCGAGAGAGUCUGAGUGCAGCGAGGAGGAGGGAGAUCCAUCCGAAUCCGUCACCUUCAACUCCAACAUUGACAUCAGCAGAUACAGCCGUUAUCUCCAGGAGAAAGAGACGAUCGGUCAGCAGGGGAGGCCUGGCGAUCAGCAGCACAGCCUUUCACAUGCGCCUUUGGCUGCUGGUGCACCCAGGAGCCCUCACACUCCCCUUCCCACAGCGGUGCCCUCCGGGGAGCGGGCAGCUCUCAACGCCACGGCUGCGGUCCAGAGAGUGCGGCCCAGACGACAGGCGGCGGCACCGAGCCCAGCCUCCCCGCGGCACUCCCCCGCCCUCGUCACGCACGUCCUCAACCCCCACCCCCGACCCCGCAGCAGGGCAGGUAAGAAGAGCAAACCCCUGGGCUCCAGUCGGAGGCGCUGUGAGGAGCCCCCAGGUCUGGACAGUUCGGCAGUUGCCGCUCUGAGCAGCAACCAGUCCAGCCUCGAGCUGCUGCAAAGCAUGCUGGGUGAGGUGGAGCAGGAGCUGGAGUCCUUGGACCACCAGGAUCCCCACAGUAGCGUGGCCCCACCUCACAGAGCCCCGGGACUGACUGGUUUUUCAGUGUCCUUGGUCUCCACGCUGCGUAGGCUGGCCCAACACCUCAGACAGAGUGACCGUGCCCUGCAGGGGGAGAUGGCACAGAGGAGGAGGCUGGAGGGCGAGACGCGAGAGCAGCGCAGUCUGAUCGACGCCCUGACAGCGGAGGCUCUGGCCCUGAGAGAGGAGAACUCAGCCAUGCAGGUGAAGCUGCAGCAGCACAUUGCAGCAACAGAGCAGCAGCUGAGCUCCGUGAGAGAGGGGCUGAGAGCACUGGGAGUGAAGACAGACUCUGAAGAGCCACAGUCCAGACUGGCAGCUGACACUGCUGCCAUUGGCACACAAAGCACAGACGGAGGGAUGCCAGUACCGACCGCGAUCCUUCCCGGGAACGCGGGUCCGGAGCAGGGGCCCUCCGGCACGGUCCUCCCACCACACCUCUUUCACCCCGCCGUGCUUUUGUCACCCCCCCGCCAGAGAGACAGCCUGCCCGCCCGCACGGCACCGUCAGUCGUAAGAAAUGUCUUCGCAGAAAAUCGGGAUCCGCCCCUCAACGGACAGGGCAGUGGCAUGGGGCAGUCGGGACCAGACAGACAGGUGGUGCCCUCUAUGGAGGAGGUUACUUCCCAGCGACCCCGGGACGAGCUGGAGGAGCUCAGCGUGGCAUCCUCCUUCGCCAGCCUGCCCAGCUCCAGCCUUUUCCCCAGGACUGGGCUCCACAGCGGAGCCAUCCCAGAGAGUCCCAGACCCGAGCAGGCUCCCGCCGGGAAAGCAGAACUCUCCCAACUUCCGAGUUCUGCGCAGAAGCAGGAGUCCUUGCUGGGCCACAUCACGGAGCUCAGCAGACAGAAUUCUCUCAUCCGGGCGCAGCUGGGGCAGUUCAGAUCCCAGGCAGCUGAGGCCGCUGUGCCCCAGGAGAACAAAAACACAGCCUCAGCACCUGCCAGGAAGGCAUGUGUGGCCGAGGAGCAUGGAGGACAGGUUAGACGCCCUGACAGGAACACUUCCUCAAUAAGUGCACUCUCAUGGAUACUUAGUCCUGAGUCUACUAUGUAAUAUUCUCAACUUUUGAAUGUUUUUAAUUGCCCCUUGGCUACAGACCUAGUUCUACAAGACAGCUGAACUUUAAAUUCAGAAUAAUGUCAGUAGUCGCAUGCUUCACCAGUGGAGAAUUAUUUGGUCCCGAUUGAAUUGACUUCCGUCAUCCUGACAGGAGUGAUGUGUUUUUUUUGCUUUCAACCCAGCCACC
Lepisosteus oculatus (spotted gar) is the source of this 1876-nucleotide messenger RNA. Lineage: Eukaryota; Metazoa; Chordata; Actinopteri; Semionotiformes; Lepisosteidae. The record is from RefSeq and is a predicted model, not a curated record.